This is a messenger RNA of Durusdinium trenchii, 330 nucleotides long. Lineage: Eukaryota; Dinophyceae; Suessiales; Symbiodiniaceae. The record is from the annotation of a GenBank genome assembly.
AUGCCACACAAUGCGACUGAACUCCUCUUCCUGGGCCUAAGCAUGUCCGAAGGAUGCUCAAGAGAAGCUCAAGAAGGUACUCACUGGGAAACAAGGAGGACCAGCUCAUCAGAACAUACGCGCUCGAAAGGGGGAGAUACAGACCAGAUCACGGACGGUGACUGGAGGGGCUUGGCAAUCGUCAUUGUGAAGGAAUGUCAUGAAAGAUUUUUUGUCAGCUGGCGAGAACUGUUGUCUUUUGUUGGCUGCAGCAAUUAUGCAAGGAGCCACAAUGGAGGAGAACGCGUCAGUUGGCAUGAAGAGCUCAGGACUUUUGAGGAGAGGUGGUAA